Molecule: messenger RNA, 2119 nt
Organism: Cricetulus griseus (Chinese hamster)
Lineage: Eukaryota; Metazoa; Chordata; Mammalia; Rodentia; Cricetidae
Source: RefSeq, a predicted model, not a curated record
CUCCUUGUUUCAAUUGUUCCAUCCUCCCUGGAGAGCUACCCCCAAAUGGGUCAAGGAGCCCCAUGUUCUGCAAUGGCAGUGAAGUCAAGGCAAACUUUGACCCUGAGGACUUGAACCUGACUGAUGAAGCCCUAAGGCUGAAGUACCUGGGGCCACAGCAGAUAGAGCUGUUUGUGCCUAUCUGUGCCACGUACCUGUUGAUCUUUGUGGUGGGCACUGUGGGCAACGGGCUGACCUGCACCGUGAUCCUGCACCACAAGGCCAUGAACACGCCCACCAACUUCUACCUUCUCAGCCUCGCUGUGUCCGACUUGCUGGUGCUCCUGGUGGGCCUGCCCUUGGAGCUUUAUGAGAUGCGACACAAUUACCCGUUCCAGCUGGGCGCAAGUGGCUGCUACUUCCGAACACUGCUCUUUGAGACCGUCUGCCUAGCUUCAGUGCUCAAUGUCACAGCCCUGAGUGUGGAGCGCUAUGUGGCUGUGGUGCACCCACUCCAAGCCAAGUCUGUGAUGACACGGGCCCACGUGCGCCGCAUGUUGGGGGCCAUCUGGGUUCUCGCUGUGCUUUUCUCUCUGCCUAACACCAGCCUACAUGGCCUCCGGCAUCUGUAUGUGCCCUGUCGGGGUCUGGUGCCUGACUCAGCUGUGUGCACAUUGGUGCGUCCCCGAGUCUUCUACAACUUGGUGGUCCAGACCACCACCCUCCUCUUCUUCUGCCUGCCCAUGGUCACCAUCAGUGUGCUGUACCUGCUCAUUGGGCUGCGACUGCGGAGAGAGAGGAUGCUGCUCCAAGAGGAGGUCGAGGGCAGGAAAUCUGCAGUGACCCGAAAGACCUGCAGCAAAAGAAGGCUUCAGCUUCAAGAUAGGGGACGGAGACAGGUGACCAAGAUGCUAUUUGCUCUGGUUGUGGUGUUUGCCAUCUGCUGGGCUCCAUUCCAUGCUGACCGCCUCAUGUGGAGCUUGGUGUCCCACUGGACCGAGGGCCUGGUCCUGGCCUUCCAAUUUGUGCACGUUGUAUCUGGGGUCUUCUUCUACCUCGGCUCGGCCGCCAACCCAGUGCUCUACAGCCUCAUGUCCAGUCGCUUCCGCGAGACCUUCCGGCAAGCCCUAGGCCUGGGAACCCAAUACCAUCGCCGCCACCAAAGCUAUCAUGGCUCCCAUAACCUCAGCAGAUUGACCACAGGCAGCACCCUGUGUGACUUGGGUUCCCCAAAAAGCAGGGCUGGCCCCUUGGCUGAGGAUAGGGAUCCAGGAUUUCAGCAAGAGACAGAUCCGUCCUGAGUAAAAUCUCAAAGGAGGCUCAACCCCUGGGCCAGAGGGCCCCAGGCAGUCUGGGGAGCUACUGGGAUCAGCACUCUAGUGACUCCCACUCUACCCACAUGUUUGAGUGUUGAGGGAAACAGCAAGAAAAAGAGGAUUGAACCCAGAUUGUCAAAGACUCGCAUUGAGGGCCUGGAAAGCUGACUCUACAGUUAAUGCUUGCUGCUUCCGGAGGACCUGAGAUAAGGUCCCAACAGCCACAUGGCAAUGCUUGCUGCUUCCGGAGGACCUGAGAUCAGGUCCCAGCACCCACGCUGUAGCUCACAACUGCCUGUAACUGCAGCUCUAGCUCAUCUGACAUUCUCUUUUGGCUUCUGAAGGCGCCUGCGCGCGCGUGUCCACAACACGCAUGCAUUUAAAAAGAAACUUUAAAGGAAGACCCACAUUGAGCCAGGCACAUGCUGUACACCCCUCCAGACCCCACAACCCCAGCUAAAUUCUCCCUCACAGAACUAUCACAGCCACCUGGGCCUCGGCAACUAUCCCUCUGAGGAUCCCUCCUUCCACGGGACCUAGUUGUCAUUCUGGUGACUUCGGAGUUUCCUUCCAUAGGUUCUGACCUGUCUUCCCCUCCAGCUCUUCUACCUCAUCCACUGGGCACCAUCUUCUCACCAUGACCCUUCCUGGCUUCUUAGUCUACACUGAAAUCUGAGCCUCAUAGAGCUGCCAGGUGACAGAGGCUCCCAGGGACCCCAGGGAACUCAACCUUUGUCACCAACUUGUUGCCUUGUGGCAUCUAGCAAAUCACCCCUCCUUUCCUUGUUUUUAAAAUGAAGGUGCAAGCCGGGCGGUGGUGGCGC